Molecule: messenger RNA, 2844 nt
Organism: Drosophila obscura
Lineage: Eukaryota; Metazoa; Arthropoda; Insecta; Diptera; Drosophilidae
Gene: Kdm3
Product: lysine-specific demethylase 3B
Exons: 2
Coding region: 107-2713 (868 amino acids)
Biological process (GO): regulation of transcription by RNA polymerase II
Cellular component (GO): chromatin; histone deacetylase complex
Molecular function (GO): histone H3K9 demethylase activity; chromatin DNA binding; transcription coregulator activity
Source: RefSeq, a predicted model, not a curated record
UGUUUUGGUCUUGGCGAAGAGUUAUAUUAAAAAGUAGAGUUUUAUAAAAGUAAGCCCCGAGUGUUUUCCCAACAUGUUUUAAGUAAAUGCCAGAGAGACACACAAAAUGUCACAGAACGAACUGGCAGCGGCGGCCCCUGCUGCACAAACUGCUGUCACCGCGACCCGCAAGCGCACAAUAUCCCCAUCGAGCUCUCUCUCCCUACGAUCGGAUCCGAAAUCGAUUAUUGAGAUACACAUCUCAAAUGAGAACAAGACAAAGAAAGCUUGCUUGGAGGCGCAGACUGGAAACGGAAAUGGAAGUCCAGAGGCGAAGCUAAAUCAGGACCAAGAGCAGGAACCAGGAACCAGCAGUAGUCAAGCAGCAGCCCUGUUGACGGACGACGAGGAGCUCCGACAUAAGCAGUACCGGGAAAGUUGCUCCAUCUUCUUGCAGGAUCUGCCCUGCUUUAAGUUGCAGCAGGAACAACCCACUGGGGAUACAACGGUAGCGGAGGUACCCAAGUGUCGCGAAUGCCGCAAGCGACAUGUGACGCCCUCCCCCAGCGAGAGUGAUGCCACCAGCAACGAUGUCUAUUGCAGGUUCUACGAAUUCCGACGCCUGCAGUACAACGGCAAGGGGGAGCUGAGUGUGGCCGGUUUUCCGAAUCCCUACAUCGAGCCCACAAAGGAGGAUUACAGCAUUUGGCAGCCGGAUGGCACGACCGCGCCCACCAGUGGCUUCAUGGACAUACAAGUGUGCCGAUACAUACUCCUACAUGCGGGCGAUCAGUUCUGCUAUCUGUGGCGGCAGGAGGCGGAGGCUCUGAAGCUGCACGAGAAUCCAGAUGGGACCAUCGCCUGGAAAAAGGCUGUAAAAGGCAUUCGAGAAAUCUGCGAUGUGUGCGACACGACGCUGUUUAACUAUCACUGGACUUGUCGCAAGUGCGGCUUUGGCGUGUGCCUGGACUGCUUCAAGGACAGAAAGGAGGGGCAGCGCUUGCGGCGCGUAGAGACAGCCCUGCAGAAGGGUUGCGACGAAUAUCACUGGGGGCUCUGCACCGAUCCCAGUGGUCCGCAGCAGCAUGCCAUGACCGAGCUGAUGCUGACGCAGAUCAUUGCCGGCGAUGCGCUGAACGUUUUGGGCAGGCUGCUGCACGAGGUGCGCACCCUGUGGCAGGUGCCGCAGGUCUGCGGCUGCCUGCUGAGCAAGCAGGAGGUGAAGGACCCCCAGUUGAACGCCUUCAUUCAGGACAUGAUCAAGGAGUCGCAACUGAAGCAGCACACAAGCUUCUCCUCGCUGGCCACCGAGCAGAAACUGCACCAGCAGCAGAGGCUGGAGCAGCUGCACUCCAAGAAGCUAGAAUUCGCCCGGGAACGAGGCAUAGACUACGUCCCGGGUCGGGUCUGGACCAAAGAGACCCUCGGAAAAGAUCCAAUCACGAGUGCGUUCGAUAACUUCAAGCACAUAAACUUUCUGCGGAAGGGUCUGGCCGGUCUUAGGAGGUUUCUGCCACCGAGAGCCAUGACCCUGGCCCAUUCCACGCAGCUGGCUCCGGGCGUGCCCCACGAAUGGCUGUGCGAUGGCAAGCUCUUGAGGCUCACGGAUGCCAUGCAUCCGGACAAUCGUGUGCUCUACCAGGAGGUGUGGAAGUGUGGCCAGCCCGUCAUGAUCUCAGAGGUGGCUCGCUCUUUGAACCUGGAUCUGUGGCAUCCGGAGGCCUUCUGCCGGGACUUUGGCGACAAGCCAAACGAUUUGAUCAACUGCCUCAAUGGCAAUCUGGUGCCCAAUCAGCCCAUGCGGCACUUCUGGGAGGGAUUCCAGUGCAUGAGCAAGCGUCUGCUGGACGCCAAUGGCAAGCCCAUGCUGCUUAAGCUGAAGGACUGGCCACCGGGUGAUGAUUUUGCCGAAAUACUGCCCACUCGGUUUGCAGAUCUCAUGCAGGGACUGCCAAUGCCGGAGUACACGUUGCGGACGGGCAAUCUGAACAUUGCCAGCUGCCUGCCCAAGAUGUUUGUGCCGCCCGAUCUGGGCCCCAAGAUGUACAACGCGUACGGAUCGGCCCUGCAUCCCGACAAGGGAACGACCAACCUCCAUCUGGACAUCUCGGAUGCCGUUAAUAUAAUGGUCUACGUCGGAAUACCCCAGGACGAGGAUAGCAAGCCCCAGCUGGCGGCCACACAGAAAGCUAUUGCCUUGGGCGGAUGCGAUUAUAUCACCCGUGCUCGCUGCCAGUCCCCCGAGGUGCUGCCCGGAGCGCUGUGGCACAUCUUCCCGGCUCGCGAUGCCGACAAAAUACGCGAUCUGCUCAAUCGCGUGACGCUGGAGAAGGGCUUCCGCCUGGAGCCCGAUCACGAUCCGAUACACGAUCAGAACUGGUAUCUGGACGACAAGUUGCGGGCCCGUUUGUUCAAGGAAUACGGUGUGGAGGGUCAUCCCAUUGUCCAGUGCCUGGGCGAUGCUGUCUUCAUACCCGCCGGGGCACCGCAUCAGGUCCAGAACCUGCACAACUGCAUCAAGGUGGCCGAGGACUUUGUCUCGCCGGAGAACAUCACUCACUGCUAUCAUCUAACGCACGAGUUCCGGCGCCUCUCGCACUCGCACACCAACCACGAGGACAAGCUGCAGAUCAAGAAUAUCAUUUACCAUGCCAUCAAGGACUGCUGCACCAUCUUGACGCGGGCGCUUGACGAACGCAUUGAUGUGGAAAUGGCCAAGCUAAAGGGAAAUUAGAUUGCACCAUCAUCAUUUACACUUGUUCGUAGACAUAGCAUUCAAAUUUUAAUUCCGUCAAUUAAUUAAUUCAAUUAAGAGAAUUUAACUCUAUUCAAUCAUCCAUAUGUACUUCUCUAAUAUGCGUAGUA